Messenger RNA from Sciurus carolinensis (gray squirrel), 759 nucleotides. RefSeq names its product phosducin (gene Pdc). Gene Ontology annotation, biological process: regulation of G protein-coupled receptor signaling pathway. The transcript is spliced from 3 exons. Bases 19 to 759 code for a protein of 246 amino acids. NCBI's taxonomy places the organism in Eukaryota, Metazoa, Chordata, Mammalia, Rodentia, Sciuridae. The record is from RefSeq and is a predicted model, not a curated record.
UAAAACCCAGUCCCUAAAAUGGAAGAAGGCAAAAGCCAAAGUUUUGAGGAAGACUUUGAAGGACAGGCCACACAUACAGGUCCCAAAGGAGUAAUAAAUGAUUGGAGAAAGUUUAAAUUAAGGAGUGAAGAUAUUGAAUCCAUCCCACCUAGCAAGAAGGAGAUUCUGAGGCAAAUGUCUUCUCCUCAGAGUAGAGAUGACAAAGACUCAAAAGAAAGAUUCAGCAGAAAGAUGAGCAUUCAAGAAUAUGAACUAAUCCAUCAAGACAAAGAGGACGAAAACUGCCUACGUAAAUACCGCAGACAGUGCAUGCAGGAUAUGCAUCAGAAGCUGAGUUUUGGGCCUAGAUACGGGUUUGUAUAUGAGCUGGAAACUGGGGAGCAAUUCCUAGAAACAAUUGAAAAGGAGCAAAAGAUCACUACAAUAGUUGUGCACAUUUAUGAAGAUGGCAUUAAGGGUUGUGAUGCUCUAAACAGUAGUUUUACAUACCUUGCAGCAGAAUACCCUAUGGUCAAAUUCUGUAAAAUAAAAGCUUCUAAUACAGGUGCUAGGGACCGCUUUUCCUCAGAUGUCCUCCCCACGCUGCUUGUUUACAAAGGUGGGGAACUCAUAAGUAACUUUAUUAGUAUUGCGGAACAGUUUGCUGAAGAAUUUUUUGCUGGGGAUGUGGAGUCUUUCCUAAAUGAAUAUGGUCUGCUACCUGAAAGAGAGAUACAAGCCCUAGAGCAGACCAACAUGGAGGAAGAAGAUAUGGAAUAA